AUGUGGAUCCCGACCAAAACGAAGAAAUACGGUGUCGCCAUCUAUAACUGGAAAGGCGUCACUCGUUUCGGCCUCGCUCUGGAAAUAGGAGACACAAUCCAAAUUUUAGAAGAGUGUGAAGGCUGGUACAGAGGAUUCGCCACUAAAAAUAGAGCGCACAAAGGCAUAUUUCCUCAAAGUUACAUUUUUCUAAAGCAAUGCAAAGUGGACAAUGAAGGUCUGUUUGAGAGUGUAGUGCCAUUAGAGGAUCCUGUAGUAAGAGAAGUUACUUUGGUUUUAAGAGAAUGGGGACGAAUAUGGAAAGGAUUAUUUGUGGAAAGAAACCUUUACAAAUUCGAGACUGUAGGAAAAGUGAUGCGAGAUCUUUUGGAAUGGAGAAGGCAAUUGGUUUCUGGAACUUUAACCCAUGAUCAGACUAGGGAAUUAAAAAUGAAGAUAAUACAGAAAAUUGAUUGGGGGAAUCGAAAACUCGGUCUCGAUUUGGUACCGCGUCAAGGCUCUAACAUGGUCGAACCAGACUCGAUGUCUGUAGUUGAGCUCUAUCAUGUUCAUGUAGCCAGUGCAGAAAAUUCUUUCACUGUUUCAUCUAGAGGUACAAUCAAGAAAAAGGAGCUCAAGAAAACUCUAACUCAUCAUCUAUAUUUUUGCAUGCGAGACUUUGGCCAUCACAUUGGUGAAGACACUGAAGUAUAUUUUUCUCUAUACGAUGCCGGCAAGCUAAAGUAUCUAAGCGAACGUUUCCUAGUCAAAAUAUCCAAAGAAGGUUUCACAAACCACAUUGAAAAGUUGCACAGCAAUUGCACAGUAUUCACGGAUCUAGGCAAUUCCGAUCUGAACAAGGACAUUUACAUUGUGGCUCACGUUAUGCGAAUAGGCAAAAUGCUUUAUUCAGACAGUUCUAAGAGAACUGAAAAAUCAGCUGGACAACCUCAGUUGUUUAGAAGACCUCACGGUAUUGGUGUACAGAAUAUUGGAGAAUUUUUAAAUAGUAAAUCCGAGGAUGGAGAGGAAAAAGAAAUCAGCAUGAAGGUUUAUCAAGGUGAAGAUAAAGACUUUCAUCAGCUGCACGAGUUUAUAAUAAGACAAUCUGGAAAAUAUUCAGCAUUAUCUGGCCCAAUAAAUUACGGAAUAAUGAUUAGCUUAAAAAUGCUCCACGGAGAAUUGCGCACCAUAAGAGAAGAAAACCCGUUGCUUUUCAAAAAUGUCUGCUUAACAAGCAAACUAGGUUUUCCAGAUGUAAUAAUGCCAGGAGACGUAAGAAACGAUUUAUAUUUAGUUUUGGAUAAAGGCGAAUUUGAAAGAGGUGGAAAAUCAACUGGCAAAAAUAUCGAAGUAACAGUUUUGGUAUUAGAUGGUGCAAAAAAUAUUGUCAGAAAUUGUCUUUGGGGGGCUUCAGGUAUAGAAGGCGUUUCCGAAUAUAAUUCAAUGAUCAUUUACCAUCACAAUUCGCCUGCUUGGGCUGAAAAUAUCAGGCUAACUUUGCCCAUAGACAAAUUUGCUGGAGCUCAUGUACGUCUUGAAUACAGGCAUUGCUCAACCCGUGAAAAAAACGACAAAAAACUUUUUGGAUUUUCCUUUUUGAGGCUCAUGGAUAAAGACGGGGCGGCUGUACAAGAUGGCCAACACGAAUUAUACAUUUACAAGUGUGAAGAUUCUAGCAAAUUAGAAAAUUGCGGCUAUUUGGCUUUGCCAUCUUUUGCUAAAGAUUAUGAAGGAAAUCACGAGGCAAGUGGGCAGUUUUCUAGGAGCCAGAAAGAAAUGAUUGCCAUAAAAACUCUUUUGUGUUCCACAAAAUUGACUCAAAACGUCGAUCUUUUGGCUUUGCUUCGUUGGAAAUCGCAUCCUGCUCGUAUACAAGAAUCUCUCACUAGAGUUUUGAAACUUGGAGCUGAAGAAUUGAUUAAGUUUUUGCAAGAUGUUUUGGAUGCACUGUUUGCCUUGUUUUCGACUGAAGAUGGUAAUUCUACUCCGCAAAGUGGCUUGGUUUUUCAUGUGUUGGUGUCAAUUUUCAAUUUGCUGGAUGGCAGCAAGUAUCAACAUUUCAAGCCUGUGCUGAACGCUUAUAUUACCAACCAUUUUGCUGCUGCACUAGUUUACAAGGGUCUUCUCACAAGCGUCCAACACUGCGCCGAUUGGGUAGUUUCCUUCGAAAAACAAGAACCCAUCCAAAAAUGCUUCAAAAGCCUAGAGUACAUUUUCAAGCUUAUCAUCCAAAGUCGCUUAUUAUUCUCCAGAGCAACUGGAGGACAUUUUGAAGACAACUUCAGAAGGGAUUUGUAUAGUGUAUUCUCAAGCUUGAACCAAAUGUUAAAAAUCAAUGAUCCACAUAUUAUUAAUACACAGGUUGCGUUACUUUUGGCUAUUAGUGCAGUUUAUGAACAACUCAGUGAAGUUCUGCCAACAAUCGAAUGCACUAAAUUAUCUGCAACUAUGUUGGAUUCAAUACCGAAAGAUUUGCCUCCAUUACUUGUCCAAGCAAAAUUGGCUUGCAUUAAAAAUUUGGUUACAAGUAAAUUGUUCCAAGAUGAUGAAUCCAGAGGCAUUUUGUUAACUAAUGCCUGCAAACAUCUCCGUUACCACUUGAUUCGUAAAGAAGAACUAAAAUUAUGCACAGAAAUAAUGGGCGAAGUUUUAGGCUUUCUGUUUAAGCAAAGGAAGUUGGGCGAAGAGCAAGGGAAAAUCAAUAAUUGUAUUCAUCACGAUGUUGAUACGUUGAAUUUGAGUAUUUUGGAGGUUCUUAUUCAAACUGUUUUGAGUGUUAUCGAUAAGGAUUUGAAAAUUUUGGGCUGUUUAGUUGCUUGUCUGAUUGGGAUUUUACAACUUUUGGACGAGUUUCAUUACAAACAUUUAUGGGAAGGACUUAUGGGACAAAAUUACGAUAGGAAACCUUUAAAAGAUUUCCUAUUGAGGGUAUUUUUAGUUUUCCGCAACUUGAUUAUAAUGGAAGUUUUCCCAUUGGAUUGGCUCAUCAUCAAAAUGCUAACAAAUAAUGUUAUUUUGAAAGCUUUGCAGGAGUUUGCACAACCUUUGGCUUUUAAAUUUUUGGACAGUAGGGCUGGAUAUUUUGACAAAGAGCUAUGGACCAAUUAUUUCAAUCUCUCUGUUGACUAUCUAACUCAACAAUCGCUUCAACUGGAACAAUUUUCCGAUGUAAAACGUGAAAAAAUAAUUGAAAAAUACGGCGACAUGAGAGUCCUUAUGGGCUUUCAAAUUCUGUCAAUGUGGUCUCAAUUGGGUGAAUGCAAGCUCCAUUUUAUCCCGUCUAUGGUGGGACCAUUUUUAGAGGUCACUCUAGUACCUGAAAUAGAGCUGCGCAAAGCCACUAUGCACAUAUUUUUCGACAUGAUGGAGUGCGAACACAUAGCCAGAGGCAACUUUAGACAAGUCGAAUGUGAGCUAAUUGAUAAACUGGAUAUUUUGAUUAGUGAGAAUAAAGGAGACGAUGAGUAUAGGAGAUUGUUUAAUACCAUGCUACUAGAUAGAGUCCAAUCAGAAGAUCCUGCCUGGAAGGAAAGCGGAGCUGCUUUUAUUAGUUCAAUUACAAGACUGUUAGAGAGACUUUUGGAUUACAGAAACGUAAUUCAAGGAGACGAAAAUCGCGAUAAAAGAAUGAGCUGUACUUUUAAUUUAUUGAAUUUCUAUAAAAACGAAUUCAAUCGUAAAGAAAUGUAUUUGCGCUACAUCUAUAAGUUGCACGAUUUGCACAUUUCCGCUGAAAACUUUACUGAAGCUGCGUUCACAAUGAAACUUUACGCAGAUCAACUUUUAUGGAACAACAACCAAAUAAUGUCAGAUCCAAAUUAUCCUGAUCACACCGAAUGCCAAGUAAAAGAGUUACUUUAUAGACAAAUAAUUAAUUAUUUUGAUAAAGGAAAAUGUUGGGAAAAAGGUGUACCAUUGUUAAAAGAACUGGCGGACCUUUACGAAACAACAUUUUUCGAUUACAAGCAGCUCAGUGAUAUUCUCAAAUGCCAAGCGAAAUUUUACGAUAACAUUUUGACUCAACUCCGUCCCGAACCUGAAUACUUUAGAGUUGGAUUUUACGGACUCAGUUUUCCACUUUUUGUUAGAAAUAAACAAUUUGUAUAUAGAGGCUUAGAAUAUGAAAGAAUUGGGGCUUUUACUCAAAGACUGCAAACGGAAUUUCCUUCGGCUCAAAUUUUAAUGAAAAAUACUCCACCUGAUGAUAGUGUUAUUAAUUCAGAUGGGCAAUUUAUCCAAAUAUGCAAUGUAAAACCAAUACCAGAAAUCAAUCCUAUAACAACGGCCACAGAUAUUCCAGAAAAAAUAGCCAGAUACUAUCAUUACAAUGAUGUAACAAAAUUCCAAUGUGAUAGGCCUGUGCAUAAAGGCAUUUUAGAUAAGGAAAAUGAAAUUAAAACUUUAUGGAUAGAACGCACAAUAUUGGAAACGGCCUCGCCUUUACCAGGUAUUUUAAGGUGGUUCGAAGUCAUUGACAGGCAAACUGAAGAAAUUCCUCCCGUUCAAUAUGCUUGCGAGACAAUGCAAAAUGUGGAAAACGAACUGAGGCAACUGAUAACGAUAUAUACGCACGAACCUAAAAGAAAUUUGAAUCCUUUUACUAUGAGAUUGCAAGGGAUUAUUGAUGCUAAUGUACAAGGGGGCUUGAGUAAAUACCAGCAAGCUUUUUUCACCAAAGAAUUUACGAAAUUGUAUCCGGAACAUAAAUGUUACGUCAACAUGUUGCAGGAAUUGAUAUUAAAUGCCACUAGAGUUAUAGAAGAAGGCCUAUAUUUGCAUGGCAAACUAGCUCCUGUAAGCGUACAACCCUUACACCAAAGACUGGUAGAAAGAUUCAUCCAGUUAAGGGAAAGUUUAGGAUCUCUGAGUCAGACAACUAACAGUAUUAUACAUACACCUUUGCCUCCAGUUCCUUCAGAAAAACGCCCCCUUGUGGAAAACGGCAGCAGUAAUCGCUCAUCAAAUUCGAGCGGAAAUUACGGGCAUUUAAUCGACCAUCAAACGGAUUACGAUAGUGUUUAUAAUAAAUCAGGAGAAAUCGAUCGUCCAGUUUUGAAUCGCGAGAACUUGUCACUGCCUAUGGGAGCCCCUCCGAUACCUCAAAGAGACUCCAGGCCUCGAUCUCAAGGUUUCAGCAAUACAAGUUUUUCAGAUUUGAGAACUCCCACUCGUUGUCCAUUGGAAUACAGUAGUUCUAGUUUACCUUCAAUGAAAUCGAGAGAAUCUGAUUCCGGAGAAAUUCCAUUACCACCAAAACCUACUCAUUCAAGAGAAAGGUCUGACUAA
Ceutorhynchus assimilis (cabbage seed weevil) is the source of this 5268-nucleotide messenger RNA. The record is from the annotation of a GenBank genome assembly. Lineage: Eukaryota; Metazoa; Arthropoda; Insecta; Coleoptera; Curculionidae.